Messenger RNA from Leptinotarsa decemlineata (Colorado potato beetle), 674 nucleotides. It is a transcript of the gene Mid1, whose product is annotated as calcium-permeable channel component Mid1. Gene Ontology annotation, biological process: calcium ion import across plasma membrane. NCBI's taxonomy places the organism in Eukaryota, Metazoa, Arthropoda, Insecta, Coleoptera, Chrysomelidae. Gene Ontology annotation, cellular component: plasma membrane. Gene Ontology annotation, molecular function: protein binding; stretch-activated, monoatomic cation-selective, calcium channel activity. The record is from RefSeq and is a predicted model, not a curated record.
GGUGGGUGUGCAGUUCUCUGGUGCCUCAAUACAUGCGCUCGGGGGAGCGUAUCCGACCUUGUCUGAGUGUCUGUGAAGACGUGGAGCAGCAGUGCCCGUAUCUGUUGCCCGAUCAGACUUUAUCGCCGGGAGAAGCGGCCCAUCCGACGCCGCAAUACGCCGGGGAGCCAGCCUUUCUCUGCCUUGACCCGAACAUCCCGGAAACGGGCGAGCAGAAGCUGAGGUCAUCUCGUGGUAGCGCCGAUUGCUGCUAUAAGUAUUGCGGAUCACCAGGCAGGGGAACGGCAGCGCAAGAAUACAUCGAAGAAGGGAGCAGGCGAUACCUAGACAUUCUCAACGUGUGCGAACACUGCCCAGGGCGGCCCCCCAACUCGACGACAGCGCCCUCUAGUGGAGGUGCGUCAUCACGGACUUUUAACAAAGUGUUUAUCCUAUGGACCGCGUUGAUAACUUUGAUACAGACAGACAGACUGAUUUCCUUGUUGGUUAUGUGCGAAUACAGUGUUCGGACGAUGUACUGGUUUUUAAACGAACGAAGACAUUCGUGCUUAUAGAAUUUGUAGGAGAUUUAGGUGAUAUGUGUUCCGAUACCUGUUGGCCCAAAAAGGUCUGUCUGUGGUGACGCAUGUUGCUCAAUUUUUUCAGAACGAUACUGAAUAGUCUGGUGAUCGGAA